AUGUCUUUCAACUGGCGUCGACCCUUUCGGUCGCGGGACGACAACGAUGAGCCAACGACACAGGAUGUGCCGGCACUGACCCGAGUCAACAGCGCCGAGGUGUCAGACGGUAGCCUCAAAUACACGCUGGAGAAAGGAGGCAAUGACUCCCAGCCGUCAUACCAGGAGGCCACAGGAGCCCCAGUGGAGAGUCGCUCGCCACUGGGGUACUCUGUCGGUCCAAUCACCAUUAUCUUCCUCAAUGUCAGCAAGAUGAUUGGGACUGGUGUUUACUCUACCCCCUCCGCCAUUCUUAGAGGGACUGGCUCAGUCGGGCUGAGCAUGAUCUACUGGACCCUCGGCUUCUUCACCUCCAUCUCCACCCUCUCCGUCCUCCUCGAAUUCGCCUCCUACUUCCCCAACCGUUCCGGCAGCGAAGUCGUCUACCUCGAGCAAGCCUACCCCCGUCCCCGAUGGCUCUUCCCAACAGCCUUCGCCUUCCUCAACGUUGUCCUUUCCUUCAGCAGCGGCAACUCCAUCGUCUGCGCGCAAUACCUCUUCCGAAUAAACGGCCACACCCCCUCCCCUUGGGAACUCAAAGGCGUAGCCAUUGCCGCGUACACCGUUGCCUUCCUAGCCGUAGUCUUUCACACCAAAGCCUCCUACGCCUUCUCCAACGGAAUCGGCAUUGUCAAAACCCUCACCCUCAUCUUCAUCGCCAUCGCCGGGCUUGUCGUCCUAGGAGGCAACAUCUCCUCCAUCCCCGACCCCCACUCCAACUUCCGCAACGCAUUUGACGGCCUCCCUCCUACCCCCUACGGCCUAAACAACGCCCUCUACCGCAUCAUUUUCUCCUACACCGGCUUCGACAACGCCUUCAACGUCGUCAACGAGGUAAAAAAUCCCAUCAAAACCCUCCGCCGCAACACCUUCAUCUCCGUCUUCCUUGUCGCCGUCCUCUACAACCUCGCCAACGUAGCUUACUUCGCCUCCGUCCCCCUCCCCGACCUCCGCGCCGCAAAAGAAAUCACCGCCUCGUUAUUCUUCACCGCAGUCUUUGGCUCCUCAAACGCAGUUCGCGGACUCAACUUUCUCAUCGCCCUCUCCUCCUUCGGCAAUCUCGUCACCGUCCUCAUCGGCUCCUCCCGCAUGAUCCGCGAAUGCGGUCGCCAGGGCGUGUUGCCGUUUCCUAGAUUCUGGGCGACCACACGACCGUUCGGUACACCGAUCGGGCCUUACUUUGUGAAGUGGUUCAUGACAGUGAUCAUGAUCUUGGCCCCGCCGGCAGGGGACGCGUUCAAUUUCGUGGUUGACUUGCAGGUUUACCCUUCUUCGCUGUUUCACAUCUUGGUUGGCAUAGGACUUUUCAUCGUCCGAUACAGGAGGAAGAAGCUCGGGUUGGGAAGGGGCGAGUUUAAAGCGUGGACUGUAGUGGUGGUGUUUAAUAUCCUGGUGUAUGCGUAUUUGCUUGUGAUGCCUUGGUACCCUCCCGAGGGCGGACCAUACGCGGGAAAUGUGAGCUUUUGGUAUGCGACUUAUGUUGUUACGGGGACUGGGAUUUUGCUCGGUUGCGGCAUCUACUACUACGCCUGGAUCUGGCUCCUCCCCAAGUUGAGAGGGUACCGCAUCCGGCAGGAGGUUCUGACGCUGGAAGACGGAGCGCAAAGUCACAAGGUGAUCAAAGUACCUGUCGAACAACUGGCAGAGUGGGACGCCACUCACGAUGCUGUUGGAAGACCGCUCAACAGGACAGACAGCCACUCUGGCGACUCCGAACGCAUCGGUGUAUCAAGCACAGCAGGAGAAAAGGGCCAAGAUGGCAAUGUGAGGGAUGUAGAUCCUGAGAAGUAAUUCGUCAGAGCUGUGCGAGCUGCUUGGCGACAUGGGGGGGCAACAGAUCUGCUAGGCUAAGAGAAUAUUGUAGGCUAGAGUGUAGCAAUUGAAGAAUUUCACUUAUUCUCCCAAGCAAUACCUCAUCUCAUCAUCUCCCAAC
This is a messenger RNA of Podospora pseudopauciseta, 1972 nucleotides long. RefSeq lists its product as uncharacterized. The coding region runs from base 1 to 1830 and encodes 609 amino acids. Lineage: Eukaryota; Fungi; Ascomycota; Sordariomycetes; Sordariales; Podosporaceae. Gene Ontology annotation, biological process: amino acid transmembrane transport. Gene Ontology annotation, cellular component: membrane. The transcript is spliced from 3 exons. Gene Ontology annotation, molecular function: L-amino acid transmembrane transporter activity. The record is from RefSeq and is a predicted model, not a curated record.